AUGCGACGGAGACAACUGAAAUUGAAGUGGUUCAGUCGGCGUUCCCGCAAAAACGAUAGCCAGGACUUUCCCAGGGAGUGCUUGGGCACAAUCUACGAUGGGAUCGCCCGGUGUGAAAUCCAACUGAAGACUGCGGUUAAUGCCUCCUUGACCGCCGCUGCCUCGAGUGGUUUCCUCUCCGAUGGUGGCGGUCUGAGCAUUGUGGACGAUGCUCCACCGACGACGUUGAGCGGAUCUAGUCUCAGCGGCCAACACCUUGACAAAAUCAGCCGCGAAAGAGAGGCUCUGGCUCAGAGCGCUCGCGAGCUAAUGGAAUCUGUGAGUGCAUCUAUCUUCUUCAUAACUUGCCCCUCUCCAACCGAUGUGCGUGUAUGUGUGUGCGUGUUUUGGAUGUAUUGGAUGCGUGUGAGUGUAGGGGUGUCAGCGGUGGGUUCACAUGAUAGUCGUAUUGGUCACUCACUUGCUUGCAGGUGAGACUACGCCUAGCGUCCACUUGCUGGCACCCAAGUCUCACAUGUGGCUCCACGUAGCUGGACUCUGCUCAGCGGCCACACCCCGGGCAACCGCCUCGACCGGUGGGCUAAACCAGGUGAGGGUAUCCGUGCGCGUACCUGCUCACACGGUGUUGUGGUCUCCGCUGGCCGGAUGGAUCUUCGCGUCGACAUCGUCAAGACGAGGCUCUGCCUGAACCAUCGCAGGAGGCCAUCAGGUAAGUGAUUCUUCAGAUAAGUGAAUUUACAUUGUUCCUUCAUUUUGUCCGUUUAAGUUCCGUGUUGUAUGCUGCUCAUGCUGCCUGCCCUCUCUAUGUUAAUGCGUGCCUCUGUCUGUUAAUAACUAGAUGAGAACUGUGCUUGAUCUCGAAUGAUGUCAUUCCUAACUUGUCGCACUCGCCCUUAUAUUUGCCUGCUUAAUUCCUGCUUUCUGUCGCUCUUGAUGCCUGCUGCGACUGUCUGUCUGUCAGUGUAUGCCUCUCACUGCUAAUAGCUAGGUGUUACUGUGUUUGAUCUUGAAGGAUGCCCUCCUACUUCUGUCUUUGACUGAGUACUGUCUGCCUGUGCAUUCUAGCUGUAAGUACCAUAGCAUUAUGUUGGUGUGUUUGCCCUCUCCUACUCAACUCCAUCACCACCAAGGCCCCAGGCUAACUCGGGUCGUUCUCUCACUACCCAAAAUUCGUGACCCAUAGUGAAGUCCGGCAGCCGUCUGGGAUAACCGGGCAGCCCUAUUUAGGGGGUGCGCUGCCUGCCCCCGCGAGGGGGAGGGGGCAAGAAAAGAUGCCCUAAAAAUUGCUGGGAGCCACGCUGUUUGUAGGCUGGCCGUGGCCGCAGACAAAAGACACGGUCGAAACAGCCAAAACCGAAACAACAACAGCAACAACAAUCUCUCUCAUCCUCGUCCAGUGUAUUCUCCUUCUUCCACUAGUCCUAGUAUUUGCCGCCGCAAUCGCCAGACUGGCAGGGUGAGUCCGCCCACUCUGGCAGCCUGGAAUGUUCGUUCACUUUUAGACAAUCCAAGGAGCAACCGACCGGAACGGAGGACAGCGCUAGUGGCCCGGGAACUGGCGCGCUACAAGGUGGACAUCGCCGCAUUCAGCGAGACCUGAUUCUCCGAACAAGGCCAACUGGAGGAGGUGGGUGCCGACUACACCUUCUUCUGGAGUGGUCGCCUUAGGACAGAGCGACGAGACGCGGGUGUCGCCUUCGUCAUCCGGAACGACAUCGUGGGACCAAUGCUCUGUUUGCCGCAGGGCAUCAAGGAUCGCCUGAUGAGCCUCCGUCUGCCUCUCCGAGGUGGGGGCAAAUUCGCCAUCAUCGUCAGCGCUUACGCUUCGCCGAUGAGCAGCCCCGACGCCACCGCAAGAGACAAAUUAUACGAAGACCUACACGCACUCCUGGCAACUGCGUCGGAGGCGGACAAGUUGAUUGUCCUUGGCGACUUCAACGCCCGCGUUGGCACCGACCAUACUGCCUGGAGAGGAGUGCUGGGUUCCCACGGUCUACAAGGCUCAAACGACAAUGGCCUGCUGCUCCUCCGUACCUGCGCAGAACACCGCCUCAUCCUGACGAACACGUUCUUCUGUGUGCCGGAGCGAGAGAAGGCCACCUGGAGGCAUCCUCGGUCGCGUCAGUGGUACCUGCUGGACUAUGUCCUCGUCCGGAGGCGAGAUCAGUGGGACGUGCUGGUGACGGUUAGACAACCUCCCAAUCGCUGCCGACGGCGCCGCUGCCGAGAACGCCUACGGGGAGAACCGCUGGUGUCAACUGCGAGACACGGUCCAGUCGACGGCGCUCGCCGUCCUCGGUCGCGCUCCCCGCCAACACCAGAACUGGUUCGACGACAACGACACCGCCAUCAGAAAUCUGCUCGCCGAGAGGAACCGCCUAAACAGAGCCUACGUAGACCACCCCACUGA
Molecule: messenger RNA, 2410 nt
Organism: Spirometra erinaceieuropaei
Lineage: Eukaryota; Metazoa; Platyhelminthes; Cestoda; Diphyllobothriidea; Diphyllobothriidae
Source: the annotation of a GenBank genome assembly